AAAAAAUCCGUCCCUAUAAAACGAGCGAAAAAUCAGCAAAAAAUUUGUCAGAUCCAAAAUUUUCUUUCAAAGUUGCUAACGUCUUUUUUUCUUCAAAUCGAAUUAAGUUAAACAGACGCUAGCUCAGACUCAUGGGGACUGUUUUUGAUGCUGCAAAAAAGGAAGAAACCACAAGUGCUCUUAGCAUCGAAAAGCCCAAAGUUGUCUUUGUGUUAGGAGGCCCCGGAAGUGGUAAGGGUACACAAUGUGCAAAUAUUGUUGAGCACUUUGGGUAUACCCAUCUUAGUGCUGGAGAUCUUCUGCGGGCGGAAAUAAAAUCUGGUUCUGAAAAUGGGACCAUGAUUCAGAACAUGAUUUCCGAAGGAAAAAUUGUUCCUUCAGAAGUUACAAUCAAGCUUCUUGAAAAGGCAAUUGUGGAAAUUGACAACGACAAAUUCCUUAUUGAUGGGUUUCCUCGUAAUGAGGAAAACCGUGCAGCGUUUGAGUUAGUCACCGGAAUUGUGCCUGAGUUUGUUCUUUUCUUUGAUUGCUCUGAGGAAGAGAUGGAAAGGCGCCUAUUGAGCCGCAACCAGGGUAGAGUAGAUGAUAACAUUGACACCAUAAGGAAGCGGUUCAAGGUUUUUGUUGAAUCUAGUCUUGCUGUUAUCGAGUAUUACAACUCUAAAGGGAAGGUGAAAAAGAUUGAUGCUGCUAAGCCCGUCGGAGAAGUUUUUGAAGCUGUUAAGGCUAUUUUCGCCCCUGUCAGUGACAAGGUUGCCGCCUAGGUAUUGUCUUUAUUACAAUCUCUGAAAGGUUUUGCAUUGAGACAAACAAUUAUUGUAACAUGAGGGAUUAUUGUGAUUUAGUUUAAGAUUCCUCCAAUUAAUCAUACUUGAUUCAUUCCAUGCAUUAUAUGCCCGAAUGAUCAUGUAUGAAUAUAGUUUAUAUGUAUAAUGGUUAUUUUUACUUGUCAAAAGGAUUACAUGAUGAGUUGUAACAGUAAUAUUUUACAUCUAUAUGAUUGAUUGUUCUUGAUAA
This is a messenger RNA of Erigeron canadensis, 1017 nucleotides long. Its product is annotated as UMP-CMP kinase 4-like. Gene Ontology annotation, molecular function: ATP binding; UMP kinase activity. Gene Ontology annotation, biological process: CDP biosynthetic process; UDP biosynthetic process; 'de novo' pyrimidine nucleobase biosynthetic process. Bases 132 to 764 code for a protein of 210 amino acids. The transcript is spliced from 9 exons. NCBI's taxonomy places the organism in Eukaryota, Viridiplantae, Streptophyta, Magnoliopsida, Asterales, Asteraceae. Gene Ontology annotation, cellular component: cytoplasm; nucleus. The record is from RefSeq and is a predicted model, not a curated record.